GGGUACAUACACGCACGAGCACGUUCACAACAUGUUGGGAUUGAACGUAUAUAAUGUCGCAUCUACGAUGCUACUCGCAUCAACUUGUGUAGCACAAACACUCCCACAGGUACUACCAUUAGAUCAGAUCUUCACCAACAAUACAGCGCCCGCUAUAACGGAAACGUUUGAUACAUAUGCUACUUAUUAUUUCCAGUCCAGCAUACCUGUCGCGUGUGCGGUGGUAUAUGGAGAGGAUAACACCACAUUCGGAAUGAUCGCUAACGAUCCAGCUAUGACUACGACGGCUACUAUUGAGCAUAAUGUGGUACUCAGUGACUUGAAACCCGACACCGUGUACUACUUUAGAAGUCAAGGAUCAGACGCCAAUGGAAAUAUUUACGCAGAUGUUAUCAGAUCCUUCCGAUCGGAGCCGGAGACUGAAAGCGACGCUUUUAAUAUCGCGGCCCUAUCAAACGGUGCGAGUGUGAAGGCUGUUAGUUCCAACUACGCUGAUGUGUCAAACUCGGAGCUGUAUGGGGCUGAUGAGGCCCUGGAUGAGGACCCAGUCACCGCCUGGUCAUCUAACGGCGACGGGGACAACGCGUUCAUUGAAGUUCUUUUGUCUGAGGAAGCUUCCCCAACAUCUGUCGGCGUGUGGUCCAGGAGUAUGACGGAUGGGACUGCUAUCAUAAACAGUGUGAAUAUCACCAUGAUUCAGGCCGAUGGGACGUCCAAGACGUUCGGUCCUUUUGAUUUGCCCACCACCACUCAAGAGUAUCAGUUUGACGUCGCCUGUGAAGAUACCCUUAUUCAGAGUGUCCGAGUAGAUGUGGUAGAAAGCACUGGCGGUAAUACCGGCCUGGUGAAUCUGGCUGUGUACGUGUGAGUAUACCGAUGAUUUUACCAUAGCACACCCUGAGCUCAUGCCGCUGAGGUUACCAUAGCAACCGCAAGACUCUAACAAUAUACCCAUACUCUUUAGUCUAUGUCUACUAACAUCCAAGUUUGAAAUCGAAGUACGAUAAUACAAUACCUACAUUAACAAUAAAUUAGAAUGUGUAA
Messenger RNA from Sphaeroforma arctica JP610, 1044 nucleotides. RefSeq lists its product as hypothetical. The record is from RefSeq and is a predicted model, not a curated record. Bases 32 to 868 code for a protein of 278 amino acids. Gene Ontology annotation, molecular function: metal ion binding; acid phosphatase activity. NCBI's taxonomy places the organism in Eukaryota, Ichthyosporea, Ichthyophonida. The transcript has 4 exons.